AUGUCCUCCGGAUCCCAGCCGUCGUCUUCCUCCCCGCCACCACAACGCAGCGGAUCUAGAGGCGCAGCUGGCAAUGUCGCGAACGAUGCUAAUAUUCGUAACUUCGCUCCAGUCGCGCGCAUCAUGAAGAUGGCCUUGCCCGAGAACGCCAAGAUCGCCAAAGAAGCCAAAGAGUGCAUGCAGGAAUGCGUGAGCGAGUUCAUCUCGUUCAUCACGAGCGAAGCCUCCGAGAAGUGCCAACAAGAAAAGCGCAAAACGGUCAACGGCGAGGACAUUCUGUUCGCGAUGACCUCACUCGGAUUCGAGAACUACGCCGAAGCGCUGAAAAUCUACCUGGCACGGUAUCGCGAAACCCUCAUCGCAAAUCAGAACAGGCCAGUCAGUGGCCACACUGCCAGUGGAGCAGCAGCCACCAGUGCCGGGGCCGUCAGCGGCGCAGGGUCAAAUGCGGCCUCCUCCUCUGCCCACAACCAGCCGGAGGGCGCCAACCACAACCUGUUGAGCACGGAGAUGGAUCCUUCGGAGAUGGACACCACGACGUUCGGCUACGCCGUCGGCCACACCAACGGCAACGGCGCCGCAGACGACUAG
Messenger RNA from Coniosporium apollinis CBS 100218, 591 nucleotides. RefSeq lists its product as uncharacterized. Gene Ontology annotation, cellular component: CCAAT-binding factor complex; nucleus. Lineage: Eukaryota; Fungi; Ascomycota; Dothideomycetes. Gene Ontology annotation, molecular function: protein heterodimerization activity; DNA-binding transcription activator activity, RNA polymerase II-specific; RNA polymerase II cis-regulatory region sequence-specific DNA binding. The transcript is spliced from 3 exons. Gene Ontology annotation, biological process: regulation of transcription by RNA polymerase II. Bases 1 to 591 code for a protein of 196 amino acids. The record is from RefSeq and is a predicted model, not a curated record.